AAUCUUUCAAAUCACAAAUCUCAUAUAUCACAAAUCACAAAACUCACAGAAUCAAUCUAAUGGCGUCUCAAGAAACCAUAACCGAUCAAAGAGAAGGAGCUGAGAUCGUCAAUGGCGCAUCAACGUGCAAGCAAAAAGCAAACGAGAUGUUAUCGUCCAUGAAUCUACCAAAAGGUCUUCUCCCUCUAGACAACAUGACAGAGAUCGGUUACAACAAAUCAACCGGUUUUAUAUGGAUCAAGAUGAACAACAAUGUUCAGCACCAGUUUAAAGCCAUCGGCAAAAACGUAUCGUAUGAUGCGGAGGUCACUGCGUUCGUUGAGAACCGUCGGAUGCGUAGUCUCACAGGAAUCAAGAGCAAAGAGCUUUUCAUUUGGGUUACGAUCACUGAGAUUUAUAUUGAUGAUCAAGAUACCACGAAAAUUACCUUUGCUGGUCGCUCGGGAUUGUCACGUUCUUUUCCCGUCUCUGCGUUUGAGGAAGAGGAGAAGUGAUUUGUCUAUCGUCUUAAAACUUUGCUUCGUGAACUAUAUAUAGCUGUUUAUGUAUUGUUUCCCUCCCUUUAUUCCAUAAAUAUGUAUUAUUUAUCUGCAUCUUU
Raphanus sativus (radish) is the source of this 598-nucleotide messenger RNA. RefSeq lists its product as uncharacterized. Lineage: Eukaryota; Viridiplantae; Streptophyta; Magnoliopsida; Brassicales; Brassicaceae. The coding region runs from base 60 to 494 and encodes 144 amino acids. The transcript has a single exon. The record is from RefSeq and is a predicted model, not a curated record.